Molecule: messenger RNA, 468 nt
Organism: Solanum tuberosum (potato)
Lineage: Eukaryota; Viridiplantae; Streptophyta; Magnoliopsida; Solanales; Solanaceae
Product: agamous-like MADS-box protein AGL23
Exons: 1
Coding region: 1-468 (155 amino acids)
Biological process (GO): regulation of transcription by RNA polymerase II
Molecular function (GO): RNA polymerase II cis-regulatory region sequence-specific DNA binding; DNA-binding transcription factor activity, RNA polymerase II-specific; protein dimerization activity
Source: RefSeq, a predicted model, not a curated record
AUGGGAACAGGGAAGAAGAAGAUAGAGAUCAAAAAAAUCACAAAGAAAACUGCUAGAAUGGUGGCAUUUUCGAAAAGAAGGAAAGGACUUUUCAAAAAAGCUGAAGAGCUUGAAUCCUUGACAAGUUCUCAUGUUACCUCUAUUGUUUUUUCACCUUUUGACAGGCCUUAUACUUAUGGAGAUGUCAACUCUGUUAUAAAAAGGCAUUUUCCUAGCUGUAUUCGCCCAGAAAUGUCAACACCAGUGAUGAAUUCUCAUCAUUCCUCUUCUGAUGUUUUUGGCGAAUCUUCGGGGUCAAAAUUAUCAUCAGCCCCAAAGGGGAAUGGUCUCCGCAGUUGGGUGGAGGAUAUAGAUGUAGAAGGAUGUCAAAAUUUGAAUCAACUAUUAAUGUUGAAGGAGCAAUUGGAAGGAACCAGAAAGAAAAUUGUUUCCACAGAUUCUGAAUCAUUUCAAGCUUUGUUUAUCUAG